Nyctereutes procyonoides (raccoon dog) is the source of this 939-nucleotide messenger RNA. Its product is annotated as olfactory receptor 51I2. Gene Ontology annotation, cellular component: membrane. The record is from RefSeq and is a predicted model, not a curated record. The coding region runs from base 1 to 939 and encodes 312 amino acids. Gene Ontology annotation, biological process: G protein-coupled receptor signaling pathway. The transcript has a single exon. Gene Ontology annotation, molecular function: olfactory receptor activity; G protein-coupled receptor activity. NCBI's taxonomy places the organism in Eukaryota, Metazoa, Chordata, Mammalia, Carnivora, Canidae.
AUGGGACUGUUCAAUGUCAGUCAUCCUGCUUCCUUCCUCCUGACUGGCAUCCCUGGUCUGGAGAGCUCUCACUCCUGGCUAGCAGGGCCCCUCUGUGUGAUGUAUGCCGUGGCCCUCGGAGGCAACACUGUGAUCCUACAGGUCGUGCGAGUGGAGCCCAGCCUCCACGAGCCCAUGUACUACUUCCUGUCCAUGCUGUCCUUCAGUGACCUGGCCAUGUCCAUGGCCACACUGCCCACCGUGCUCAGAACCUUCUGCCUCAAUGCCCGCAGCAUUGCUUUUGAUGCCUGUCUGAUCCAGAUGUUUCUCAUUCAUUCCUUCUCCAUGAUGGAGUCAGGGAUUCUGCUGGCCAUGAGCUUUGACCGCUAUGUGGCCAUUUGUGAUCCUCUGCACUAUGCCACUGUGCUCACCAAUGGAGUCAUUGCUGGAAUCGGCAUAGCUGUGACUGCCCGGAGCUUCAUCACCCUCUUUCCCCUUCCCUUCCUCUUCAAGAGGCUGCCUGUCUGCAGAUCCAAUGUUCUUUCUCACUCCUAUUGCCUGCACCCAGACAUGAUGAAGCUAGCCUGUGCUGAUAUCACUAUCAACAGCAUCUAUGGACUCUUUGUUCUUGUAUCUACCUUUGGCAUGGACAUGUUUUUUAUCUUCCUCUCCUAUGUGCUCAUUCUGCGUUCAGUCAUGGCCAUCGCUUCCCGCAAGGAACGCCUGAAAGCUCUCAACACAUGUGUGUCACAUAUCUUGGCUGUACUUGCAUUUUAUGUACCGAUGAUUGGGGUUUCUGUAGUGCACCGCUUUGGGAAGCAUGCCCCACGCUACAUACAUGUCCUCAUGUCUAAUGUUUACCUCUUUGUACCUCCUGUGCUCAACCCUCUGAUUUAUAGUGCCAAGACAAAGGAGAUCCGCCGAGCCAUUGUCCGUAUGUUUCGCCCCAUCAGAAUGUGA